GUUCGACAUACAAUGAUGAUGUCGAACCUUCCAGAUGAUUUGUUAGAGGAGAUACUCUGUCGCGUUCCGGCCACAUCUCUAACACGGUUACGUUCUACUUGCAAACAAUGGAACCGUUUAGUCAACGAUAGUAAAUUCGCAAGAAAACACAAUGAUAAAGCUGCAAAACAGUUUCUCCUUCUCAUGGUAACGGAGGAAUCUAGGGUUUUUUCCUUGAGCAUGAAUCUCCAUGGAACUCCUUCUGUAGAGGCUACACGUGAACUUAGCCUAAUCCGUCCCGAAUUUAACUCAAAUCAAGUCAAUAUAAAUAAUGUCUUUCAUUGCGAUGGCUUGUUGUUAUGCACCAUCGAAAAAGACACUAGAAUCGUGGUUUGGAAUCCAUGUACUGGUCAAACCAAGUGCAUCCAAACCAGUGAUGAUCGUCCUUACAACUACGUUCUUGGAUACUACCAAGACAACAAGUCUUGCAAUAAGAGCUACAAAAUAUUGGGAUACAAGGGUUAUUAUUGGGUUAUCAAAAAUUUCAAACUCUAUGACAUUAGCUCUGGUUUAUGGAGGAAUCUUGAUGUCGUCACUCCAGACUUACACAUCCUUCCUAACUACCCCGUGUCUUUGAAGGGGAAGACUUACUGGUUUGCUGAAGAUGCCAAAGAGGAACCACAGCUAGUCAAAUUCUUACUCAGUUUUGAUUAUACAACAGAGAGACUUGAACGUCUACGUCUUCCCUAUCAGUUCACUAAUUAUGUAUCUAUGGCUCUAUCAGUUGUUAGAGAAGAGAAAUUAUCGGUGUUAUUACAGCGCACAAUGACAUCAAUGAAAGAGAUAUGGGUGACAACAAAUAAAAUUGAUGAUGGGACCAAAGUGAUGUCGUGGAGCAAGCUCUUUGUAGUGGAAGACAGUCGACGUGAUAUUUGGCGUGGCAUAAGUUUCAUGGUCGACGACGAAGAGAAGAAAGCCAUCAUCGUGUGUUAUGAGAAGAGAUGUAAUAUACAACUCUGGAUUACAACACUAUCCAUUGUUGAGGAGGAUAAUAAAUCCACACAAGUGGUUUUUCCAGUUUUGACAGAGCUUUCAUGUCAGCCAAAAUUCUUAGUCAAUUAUAUUCCAAGUUUGAAUUAA
Molecule: messenger RNA, 1119 nt
Organism: Camelina sativa (false flax)
Lineage: Eukaryota; Viridiplantae; Streptophyta; Magnoliopsida; Brassicales; Brassicaceae
Source: RefSeq, a predicted model, not a curated record